ACGGGCUGUAGCAGCCCCCUGAUAGCCACAGGGCAGAGAUAGGCGCAGAAAACCGGGUUGCCUCGAGAUAGGAUAGGGCUCUAGAGGGGCCGGGGCCUUGACUCUCAGGUUUACGGCCUUGCGGUUUACGGCCUUGCAACCUGCUCUCUUCAUUGUCCUGGAAAACGUCUGAAGUGGGACUGAAAAAAGAGGGGCGCAGUUUGCAGGCUGUGGAGUGGCCCUGCUAAUGAUACUUAAACAGCGCUGACUCUAGGCCAGGCACUUUCCCCUAGCUUUACGGUUAAAUCUUGCAACAACACUGUGAGCUGGAAACUAUUAUUUCUAUCCUUCAGAGGUGGAAACCGCAAACAGCUGUGGCUCUGGGAAUCAGGCUGGUUUUAGAGUCUGUGGUCUUCACCAGGCUGGGCCGCCUCCCAUUCUUGUUAAUUGUGGCUUCAAGCUACGCAGCUUCGUUGUGAAUGGGGAGUGUUUUGUUACCUUUAAGUCCUACAAAUUUAACAGUAAAUAAAUCAACACCGGCGUGGUAGACCACUAGAGCUUCACUUUAGCCCUUGCCAGAUUUAGAAGAGUCUGUAGAGUGGAGUAAUUAGUAUCAAGACCUGGAAUCUGGAAAUGGGAAGAGAUAUUCAGUUUUGCCUGACUUCUGCAUGUUGUCAUCUCGUGUACGCCUGGUCGCCACGACAGCCCGCCUGGUCCAUUCCCUGAUCUACAGUUCUUCCCGUUCCUUCAUGGAUCUGAAGGCUCUCCUUUCCUCCUUGAAUGACUUUGCAUCCCUCUCAUUUGCUGAGAGCUGGGACAAUGUUGGAUUACUGGUGGAACCGAGCCCACCACACACUGUAAACACGCUCUUCCUGACCAAUGACUUGACAGAGGAAGUGAUGGAGGAGGCGCUGCAGAAGAAGGCGGAUCUCAUCCUCUCUUACCAUCCGCCUAUUUUCCGACCCAUGAAGCGCAUCACCUGGAAAACAUGGAAGGAGCGCCUGGUAAUCCGGGCACUGGAGAACAGAGUUGGGAUCUACUCUCCUCACACCGCCUAUGACGCUGCUCCUCAGGGAGUUAACAACUGGCUGGCUAAGGGGCUUGGUGUUUGCACCUCCAGGCCCAUCCAUCCUUCCAAAGCACCUGACUACCCCACGGAGGGAACUCACAGAGUAGAAUUCAGUGUUACCCACACCCAAGACCCGGACAAAGUCAUUUCUGCACUGAAAGAGAUUGCAGGUGUAUCUGUUACUUCUUUUUCUGCUAGGACUGAUGAUGAAGAACAAACACGGCUCAGUCUGAAUUGUACUCAGCAAGCUUUGAUGCAGGUGGUGGCUUUUCUUUCCCAGAAUAGGCAGUUUUAUCAGAAGACUGAAAUUCUGUCACUAGAGAAGCCUCUACUUCGCUAUACUGGGAUGGGACGGUUAUGCACACUGGAUGAGUCUGUCUCCUUGGAAACCAUGAUUGAGCGAAUCAAAAGUCACCUAAAACUAUCUCAUGUUCGCCUUGCUCUUGGAAUAGGGAAGACUUUAGAGUCCCCAGUCAAAGUCGUGGCUCUGUGCGCUGGUUCUGGGAGCAGCGUCCUGCAGGGGACAGAUGCCGACCUUUAUCUCACAGGUGAGAUGUCCCACCAUGAUGUUCUGGAUGCUGCUUCCCAAGGAAUAAGUGUCAUCCUCUGUGAACACAGCAACACUGAACGAGGCUUUCUUUCUGAUCUUCGAGAUAUGCUGGAUGCUCACUUGGAGAAUAAGAUUAAUAUUAUCGUGUCAGAAACAGACAGGGACCCUCUUCAUGUGAUAUAAGGCCUGCAGGAACAGCCAGAUAACACAACAUAGAAAGCAGGUGGCUCCCAGUGUGAAUCCAUAACAUGAAUCAGUGGGGUUGGUAUCCUUCCAAAAGAAUAUCUUAGAAGGUACAUUAGCAUUUCUGGUUUCUUAAUCUGCUUCUCCCGAUGUUCUGUAGCUCAGAAGAUAAAAACUAUAAUGUAAUUACCAUUGAAGAAUAAAUAUUAUAAAGGACAAAUUAAAGAA
Bubalus bubalis (water buffalo) is the source of this 2009-nucleotide messenger RNA. RefSeq names its product NGG1 interacting factor 3 like 1 (gene NIF3L1). Gene Ontology annotation, cellular component: cytoplasm; mitochondrion. NCBI's taxonomy places the organism in Eukaryota, Metazoa, Chordata, Mammalia, Artiodactyla, Bovidae. The transcript is spliced from 7 exons. The coding region runs from base 648 to 1781 and encodes 377 amino acids. The record is from RefSeq and is a predicted model, not a curated record.